AUGAGCCUGGAAAAGGUCAGAAAUGAACCUAGACAUGAAACAUUUCUUCGGGACGUAGCGAAUCAUUGUUUUAAAGUGGCUUCAGCUCAUCUUGGCGUCAUACCAGAGGCCCAUGAAUACGACAAGUUUAGGGGAACAAACUGGACCCAGAUCGUCAAUUUUGCUGCCGACGAGAACUCUCGGGGCCUAGUACUGGAGACUAGUACAGAUGGAACGGUUCUGGCAGCACUCGAGUCGGUGAAAGACGGCGAACAAGUGAAUGCUGGCGGAAUUUUGGUGACAAUGGUGAAGAGCUCACAGAAGCUAGAUGUGAAAACGGCCGUGGAAGACCAAAUUUUCGCAAUCAGCUCUUCCCACGCAAUGUCGCUUGCAUCUUUCAGCCACCUAAUGACAUCGGGCGUCUCGUCCAUCCUGGAUCAUGCAAUAAAAUCGGGGCGUGCAAUGGACGUGGAUGAAGGUCUACUGUACCGCAUGCGGUCUAAAAUGAACGAACUUUCGAAACUGGUCGCAAACAUGGACUCCAAAGUUGUAACGCCCGAUAUGGUGUCAGACGUCCAUCCCUUGGUAAGCAGAAUGGUCGAAGAAGGUGCCAACACUGACAACUUUGGUAGUUAUCUUAAUGAGCAGCUCAGAGAAACCUCGCUGCUCAACUUCCUACAGGCUACCGUAAUUCAUUGGACGCACUCACUUCAGAAACUCACAGACCUCACGCGUGAGGUUAGAGGCGGGACCUUGGCGGACGAGGUCGUCUUUUGGGACAGCGUUGAGAAGGCCCUUGUCUCGGUCCAUAACCAGACUAUGGAGCAAGGCAUAAAGCUCACUGUUCUGAUACUGCAAGAAGCGCGCAGACUGCAGACUGCAUUUCUCCAUUUGAGUGAAACUGCCGUGGUCAAGCGUUUGAAGGAGGUAAAGGCUUAUAAUCUAUUUCUCGGCGAGAUACCGAUUUCAGAGCUACACGCAGUUAAUUCCCUGGAUCAAUUAUCAACAUUGGUCGUGGAAUUGAAUAUGCGUCUUAAAAAAAUAAAAAUUUACAAUUAUCCAGUUACGCGAGCACAGGCGCUGUUAGAGCUGUUGGCAGAAGAGUUCGUGUCAGCCAUAUAUGCACACGUUCCGGAGCUGGGCUUAUUAGAGUUCAAAGACUUCAAUGCUUCAACACAACAGUUGCUCAUCUUACUCAAGGAAUGGGAUGAUCUCGUUAGAGAUCAAACCUUGAUAUACAGGGAACUUGUUCGCAAAAGGUCAGAGAAAAUUGUUCAGAUCAAGCCAGACUCUCGCACAGGUCCUUUGCGAUUAAGAAUCAAGGAACUGCGGGCACUGAGGUGUGAGAUACAAGAAUGGCAGAACGACAUAUUAGAAGCCGGACUUAACAAAUACGAUUACCUUCUGAGUGAUGCAUAUGAACCUCUUGCCUCCAUCAACUGCUUGAAAUGUACCAGCGGAACAUGGAAUGCUGCUCGAGAGAUGUGUACAAAGCGCAUUAUUUCUUUGGAGACUAAAAUCACCAGCGUCCUGAGGUUCAAACUAAAUCGCUGCGAUGAAGCAGCAGAGAUGUUUACAGUGUUGGAGUCUUUUCAGUCAGUGCUUUCAAGAGCAAGACUGCGCGCCAAUUUACAGGAUUACCACAGAACUUUACUCACAUCUGUGUUGUUGGAUCUGUCGCGGUUAAAGGAUCGACUUUCCCACCAAGUGCUGGAUUCCCAGGUUUCUCGCUUGAUAGACUUGCCUGCCUCGUCCUCUGAUGUGAUGCGAAGCCGAAAUAUCGAGAAGAGAACAAAAAACAUCAUGACAAAGAUCACUUUGAUUUUCGGCAAUGAUUGGAAGGAUACUAAGGAGGGCCGUGCCGUGUAUAAAGAGUGCCAGCUGAUGCUUGCACAUACUCAACAAGAUGCCAUUGUAAGAAGCUGGCUCUCAGUCGCAGCUUUAGACCUGAAUCUUCUCGAGGCGCCAGUACUUGAAAUUCACAAAGAGCACAACACCUUGUAUGCUCACGUCUCAUCAAAUCAUCUAUUUCAAAAAUCCUUUAAAGAAGUCAGAAACCUAAAAUGGCUAGGGUAUAGUAUCUCUAGGCCGCUUGAGAAGUCUUCAGAAUGGGUGAGGCGUAUUUACCCCGAGGUUAUUGAACUAUCAGAGGUCUUGGACACAUUUAUUGGCGUUGUGGAGAAGGUGAACACAAGUUUAUUUUUAAAAGCUCUCUUAUCUGAUCAAAUUCGGAGAGCAUUUUGUUUGCUCAGCCAAUGUAUGGAAACCAAAUGGGGCACGCUCGGUGCGGAGACAACGUCUCAAGAAGUCAAUGAGUUUAACAGCAGCCAAACUGAAAGCCGCGCAACUUUAGCAAAAUUUAAAGCUCUGAGCUCUGAGAUUAUCAAAUCCUAUGGCAUAACUGAAAAUGCAAAUGAUUUGCUUCGGCACGCAAUCCAGUCGGUAUCAGCAGGACCAUUCCUGGAAGAGGUUUUGAAAAUCAAGCUUGAACAAAUUGUUUAUCUCAGUAAAAAGUUCACGGGUCUAAAAAGUGGUAAUGUCGGACUCUUUCUUAAAGCUCUUAAUUCAGAGGUGACUGCUAAACUACUGCGGGCGUUGCAAGGGGAGCUGGGAGGGGGGAAGCUUCCCAAAACCUUCCACCGUGUCAAGGUUAUAAAUGGGAGAAUCAAGAUAUCACCGCAAUUGGAAACCACGAAAUCUACUUGGAUUAAUUAUACCCAAUGUACUGUUGAUACUGCUAUCCACUCACUUAAGCUAUUUAUGACUUUGCAAAGUCAAAACGAGGCUGAUCUUCCAGCAAAUGCGCUAAGUCAUUUUACGUGCAAAGCGUCAUCUAUAGCUAAGCAAACUUUGGGGCAACAAUACUCGACUUUAAAGACUGCUUCGAAGGCCUUCAACAAAUGGAUCAAAUACGAGGCAUUAUGGACUAUGGCGGAGGAAAUCUUACUUGAGGGGUCAACACUAGCCUUCGAGAAUUGCUCAUCGUUGUAUAUGGGGCUGAUAGAAGAUCUGAAGACACUCCAAUCAACUGAGUCCCAUUUAGAGUUCUCGGAGUCCCUUUCAUUUUCGCUUCAUGACGUUAAACAUGUAGCGGAGGUUAUGCUGAAAAAGUGGCAGGAAAAAUUGCUAUGCGAGCUGGUGGCCUUAUACACUAAAGAGUCCAAUGUUUUUCACCAACGCCUUCACAGGAGUAGAUCGUUGCUCGAAAUGGAAAUCCCGCCACUCAUCAUUUCUUCGCUUGAUGAUUAUUACAAAAUGUUCAUAGAGAUUGAGGAAUUGAAAGGAACAUGGGAUCGAAUUGAAAGCCAUCUUUCGCUCUUUCAAACUACUUACAAAAUCAUCAAAGAGAAUAGAAGUCUGUUGACGUAUGAUGCUGUUACAGGCGAACAACUUGAUCUUGAUCUCAUAUCGCUGAAACAAAUUUUGAGUAAAAGAGCGGAUUGGAUCGAAAAAGUCAAAAACUUCAUCUUUUCAGGCUUAGAACAAUGUUUUGAUAGUAUCAAACUAGCUUGCUGUUCAUUAGAGCAGGAUUGGAAUAAGGAAAAGGAAACUGAUAAAAAUACCACACCAACUGCAGCUCUUGACGCUCUAGCCACAAUGAGCAGUGCAAUCGAAAAUCAGCAGAGGCUUUUAAUUCAGGUGAAUAAAAUCCUCUCGAUUCUUUCGCACCCUACAAAAAGCCUCCAGUUUUUUUCGAACGCUCCGAAGGAGGUUGCGGACCAGAUGCGUGCUUGGGAUGCAAUAAAAGCAAAAUGGUCCACACUUGAGCUCUUGACACAGACAAAGUGGGAUGAAGUUGUGUUGCCAGAGCUCAAGCGCCGAAUCGAGGAGAUUUUAGCAGAACAGUACAGAAGCCCUGCCUAUCUUCAGAGCAAUGCCGUCUUCAACUCAUUUUUCACACAAGCCCGCUUUAUUUUGAGCGCAUACAAGCAGCUCGAAGAAAUCAAAGAUGUCAAAUUGAAUAUUCGCCAUUGGAAUUCACUUAUUCAGAAAAAUGGCGGCAAUCCAGACUUUGAGAGGACCACUGAUCCUGCUUCCAUGACAUUAAGUGAUGUACUCUCAGUAGUGAACAAUAAUGUUGCACUAGCUCAAAUUUUAAACGAAGCUCGCUCAGAGGCAGUCUUGGAAUGCUCUUUGACAUCAAUCGAGGAUCAUUGGAAAAAUGCGAAAUUUAAGCGAACCAAACACUCCAGUGGACAAAUCGUCGUUAAAGAAUGGAAAUACUUAUUCGAACUUAUAACAGAUGACAUUGAGACAUUACACUCAAUGAAAAACUCAGCCCAUCACAAACACUUUGAUAAUCUCUGUGAAAGUUGGGAGCUGAAGCUAAACAACAUGGCAUCAAUCUUUACGGAUUGGGCGGAAGCACAAAGACUAUGGCUGUAUUUGUAUGCUGCCCUCUCUGACCGCGAGAGCUCCAACCCUCUGGAGGCUGAGUGCUCGAAGUUCCAAGGUUUAAGCUUAGAUUUAUCACUUCUUCUUUCUAACGUGUUCGAGUCAGAUAUGGUAACAGAAGUGCUUAACAUGAGAGACUUUCACAAGCGUCUAAGAUUCAUCUUGGAGUCCUUGAGGAGAUUAAUGGAAUGUCUAAAUAAUUAUUUGGAUUCCCAAAGAGAGCACUUUCCUCGCCUAUAUUUCUUAGGUAACGAGGACAUUUUGCAGCUGAUGGGUGCAACGAAAGAUUUGCAGCAGGCCUCUUCACUCUUCGGCAAACUGUACAUGGGUAUUUCUAGUGUGUGCUAUGAAAACCAGACUAUAACGGGGGUUCUAUCUCGAGAAGGCGAAUUACUCCUUUUCGAAAAACCCGUAGAUAUCGAGAAACAUUCUAAGAUGAAAGACUGGUUGGUUGAAGUGGACAGCAGCAUAAAAUCAUCUGUCUUAACAUCAACCGAAAUUUGUCUUCGCCAGCUGAAAACAGGCGGAAUUGAGCUAUUUUGUCAAAUUUUUGACCAUUGCGUUUUCCAAGCGGUUUUGCUGUCACUUCAAAUCUGGUUUACAUCAAGAAUUGAGCAAGAGCUAGAACUGGCAGAUUUUGAGUGUACAACAAAGGAUGUCGCCUGCGUAAUUGAUGAACUCACGAAGCAAACGCAGACGACAAAAGACGCUAUUUGCAAAAAAAAGGCAGAAAACUUGAUAAUUGAGUGCAUUCACAUUCAAUCGCUGCUAAAAAGUCUUAGCGAGUCCAACCGAGCGACGGUUGAGAACUUAUGGGCCAGUAAUAUUAAAUAUUACUACCACGACACGGCGUCCGCAUCAGAACGCAUUAAGAUCAGAAUUGGCGAUCACUUUUUCAACCAUGGGCUUGAGUACAUCGGAAUUCCUGAAAGGCUGAUUUACACGCCCCUGCUACAAAACUGCUUUACGGCACUGACACACGCUCUGGCUCAGAAAAAAGGAGGCUCACCAUUCGGGCCUGCUGGCACGGGUAAGACAGAAACAAUCAAAGCGCUUGGUCAAAAUCUAGGAAGAAUGGUGCUUGUGUUCAAUUGUGAUGAUUCCUUCGACUUUCAAUCAAUGGGUCGAUUGCUUUUUGGAAUAGCUCAAGUCGGGGCCUGGGGUUGUUUCGACGAGUUUAACAGACUCGAGGAAAACAUAAUGAGUGCAGUGUCGUCACAAAUUGGAGAAUUACAAGAUGCCCUUUCGAAAGAGACUGGAACAAUUUCACUAUUGGGUAAAUCAGGUCCUCUUAAUCAAAACACAGGCGUCUUCGUGACGAUGAACCCCGGUUAUGAGGGUCGUCGUGAACUGCCGGAUAAUCUGAGAAACAAAUUUCGGUUAUUUUCCAUGCGAGAGCCUAACAAUAGUGUUAUAGCAGAGGUGAUCCUGGCUACUUUCGGCUUCAGAGAAGCCAAAGUAAUGUCUCUUAAAGUCACUUGCUUUUUGGAUGAGUUACGAGAGCGUUGCUCUGACCAAAAGCAUUAUGAUUUUGGCUUAAGAACUAUGAAGGCUGUGUUGAGAAAUUGCAAAAUACUUCGGCAAAGCUCAGAAGAAGCAAGCUUUGGAGAAGUUCUACUUCGAAGUUUGUAUCAACUAAUCGAACCUAGAUUGGAAGAAAAGGAUGUGCUGAUAUUCGGUGAUGCACGAUCUAAGCUAUUCCCAGACGUCAAGCUGCGAGCACUUGACGGAAGUUUCUCCCGCAACAUCGAAAGUGCAUGUUUACAGCAAAGGCUUGCACCCACUGACGAGUUUAUUCAGAGGUGUAGCCAAUUCUACCAUAUUCAGAAGUCCCAGCACGCUACCAUUAUUAGUGGUCCACCAGCGAGUGGAAAGUCAUGUGUGUGGAAGACAACCCUGAAAGUACUGAACAUGUUGAGUGGAGCAGAAAACAUUGUUUAUGUCCUUGAUCCCAAAGUGUUAAGCAAAAGCCAGCUUUAUGGAUUUCUUGAUCCAGUGACAUUUGAAUGGUCUGACGGACUAUUCAGUUUCAUCUUGAGACAAAUCACGCAGGACUCUGUUGGAACUUUUCGCGAUAGUCGAGUAUGGUUCGUUUUUGAUGGUGAUUUGGAUCCUGACUAUGUGGAGACUAUAAACAGCGUUCUUGAUGAUAACCGAGUCUUUACUUUACCCAAUGGCGAGAGGCUCAACAUACCCAGUAACGUAAACUUUAUUUUUGAAGUUGGGUCUCUUGAAGCUCUCACUCCUGCCACAAUUAGCCGCUGUGCUGUAAUAGUUCUAAGUGGCACCCUCUGCACCCCGGUAGAUGUCUUACGGAAUUUUUUGUUCAGCUACAUGGAUCGCACCGGCUUCAAUGCUCUCUUAGACGAACAAAAAGCGGCUGACUUCACCACGAUAAUAAACGAAGUAUUUGACAAAACCUUGCUGAAGCUUUGUGAUGUACUGGAAAAGCUCUUGGACUCAACGGGCACUACCCUCACCACCGUAAUUGGCACAUUUGUCUCACUUAUUUGUUCAAAAACGCUUCAGUGCAUCGAAUUAGUUCAGAAAAUGCAAAGGAAUGCUUUUCAGCAGUAUCUAAGAACCUCAUCGUUCAUUAGCAUUUUGUGGGCGAUGACUAGCGCGUGCAAUGAGGCAGAUAGAUUUUCAAUUGAAUCACGGUUGAAAGAAGUGUUGGAAAACUCGGAAAUUCAAAUAUCUUCCAAUGCCUCCCUAACUGAUUAUUUUGUUUCACCUCAAGAUCAGAAGUUGACUCAUUUAUCGAGCUUAGUCCCUCGCGUUUCACUAGAAUCACAUCAAGUUCUUUCUCCAGAUCUCAUGAUUACAACCCUUGACACCUUGAAGCAUGAACGUUUCGUCUUUGACUUACUAAGUUGUGGAAAGUCACUCAUACUAUGUGGACCUCCUGGAUCUGGGAAAACGAUGACUUUGAACAACGCUUUGAAAAACUCCAACCGUUUCGAACUGAUUGGUAUGACAUUCUCAAAGGAAACUUCAGUGGAUACUAUCCUAAAACUUCUUAAGCAUCAUACAAACAUCACCGAAAAUGCAGCUGAUAUCAUUAUGCGACCAAAAUCUCUAGUCAAAGAUCUUGUCAUCUUUUGUGAUGAAAUAAACCUGCCGCUGGCGGAUCCCUAUGGGGUGCAGCCUCCAAUAAUGCUUUUGAGACAAAUGCUGGAAAAGCAGGGUUUCUGGCAUGUUAAUACUUGCAAAUGGGUUCGUCUCGAAAGAAUCGUGAUUGUAGGUGCAUGCAAUCCACCGGAUGGUUCCGCCCGACAGAUGCUUAGUGCAAGAUUUACGCGAUUCACACCAUUUUUAUCUGUGGAGUAUCCGGGAACAGAAUCGCUGCGUCAUAUCUAUGAGACAAUGUUUCAGGCCACGUUCAAACUCAUCCCAGACCUGCGCGAAUACGCAAAGGAUUUUGCAAACGCUUCCAUCGAUCUUUAUCACACCUGUUGCCGGAAAUUUUCCAGGCAGAAACGUUCUCAUUAUAUCUUCUCACCUAGAGACUUGACUAGAUGGGUAAAAGGCAUGCACUUUAUCGCAACCAAUUCUUCUAUUCAUGGCUUAUGCGAUCUGUUAGAGCUUUGGAUUUACGAGGCAUCGCGUUUGUUUUCAGAUCGGCUUGUGGAUCUUGCUGACAAGCAAGCUUUUCGAGAUGCCGUCAAUGACACGGUUUCAAAGUUUUUUCCUGGUCUGCUAGAGACAUUCGAUGUUGAGCAAGACAUCCUAUUCACUAAUUGGGUUACCGCGGAGUACAGUAAAAAAACCAGGGUAGAAGUCGAAGCUUAUGUCAGUGAGCGACUAAAGGUUUUCACUGAGGAAGAGCUAGAAUGCUCCUUGAUACCGACCAAAUUUUUGCUUGACCAUAUGGUCAGAGUGGAUAGGGUUUUCAAGCAAGAGCAGGGGCACUGCAUAUUGGUUGGGCCCAACCGCAGUGCGAAGAGGUCUCUGGUGCGAUUUGUUAGCUGGCUCAAUGGUAUGGAAGUGGUGCAACUCAUAGUCCACCGCAAUUUCCACCUUUUUGACUUCGACAAGCUUUUGAAGUCUGUGAUGAUCAAAUGUGCCAUGGAUAAUCAAAAGGUAGUACUCAUGGUGGAUGAUUCGAGUAUUCUUGAUCCUGGUUUUAUCGAGAGAAUGAAUACCCUGCUGGCGAACUCAGAUGUUCCCGGACUGUUUGAGGGAGAGGAACGAUUAAAACUCAUCACAGACCUGGCAAAAAGGGCUGAAAAGCUGGGUUUACUUCUAGAUAGUAACGAUGAGCUUUACGUUUGGUUUACCAGGCUUAUUUCACAAAACCUUCACGUUGUCUUCACAAUCAAUGAUACUGAGUCACAAGGGGCGUCAAAUGUCAUAAACUCCCCAGCUUUAUUCAAUCGCUGUGUGCUCGAUUGGAUGGGAGCGUGGUCGGAAGAGACUUUCACUGAGAUUGGCCGGCAUAUUCUUCAGUGGAUGCCACUUGAACAAGACUACCGCAAACACGUUACAAAAUCUGGAUCGGGGCGCAAUAGCAGCCUAAGUGGCGUGCUUGUCAAUCUAGCGGUAGAAGUAUUUGAAUAUUACAAAGAGUUCCAAGUUGAGCCAUUAACGCACGGGAAGUUUUUUGAUCAGCUAGGUGAGUUCCAGACCAUUUAUGCUCAGAAAUCCUCGGAACUCGAGCACCAACAGCAUUUCAUGUCUACAGGUUUGGAAACGCUCAAGGAUUCUGUCUUAAAAGUUAAAGACCUGAAUACUGACCUUUCGUUCAAAGGGAAGGUGCUCCAAGAAAAAGAACAGGAAGCUCGGACAACGCUUGAUAAAAUGCUUUCGACUCAAAAUGAAGCCGAAAGGAAGCACGAGGCUUCUAUAGAAAUCAGGAAGAUUUUAGAGGUGCAAGAGAAGGAGUUAACGUCACAAAGAUCAAAGAUAGUCGAAGAUCUUGCUUUGGUGGAACCAGAAAUUCUGGAAGCUCAAAGGGGUGUCAACAACAUCAAAAAGCAACAUAUGACGGAAGUCAGGUCCAUGAUCAACCCGCCCAAGAAUGUCAAACGGACGCUGGAGGCCGUUUGUAUUAUUUUAGGUCAUGAUUUGAAGGAAUGGAGGGACAUUCAACAUUUCAUUCGAAAAGACGAGUUUAUUUCCAGUAUUGUGCAUUACGACACCAGUAGAAUGAUGGAUGAUUCUACCAAGUCUUUCGUUGAAGAAGAAUAUCUUACAAAGCCAGAUUUCAACUAUCACACCGCGAAUCAUGCGAGUAAAGCUUGUGGACCCCUCUUUCAAUGGGUUGUUGCUCAAGUCAAAUACUCUUCGAUGCUGACUGCCGUCUUGCCGCUCAGACGCGACAUAACAGAAAUCGAGCAUGCUAUUCUACAAACUAAAGCUAGGCUGCUAGCUGCUGAGGAUAUGAUUGUAGACUACCAAAAAAUUACCGAAGAUUCUAAAAAAGAAUAUAGCUCUUUGAUUAGAGACAUCGAGGUCAUUAAGUCGGAAUUGAAUCAAGUGCAACAAAAGGUAUCGCGCUCAGAAAACCUACUGAAAAGUUUGGCUACCGAAAAUUCGCGGUGGUCAAACAGCAUAGCGAAAUUUAAUGAAAACAAAAAUCUUUUGGUUGGUGAUAGCUUUCUAUCGGCAAUUUGUGUUACCUAUUGCAUGGGUCACGAUGCUGGGACGCGUCAGAAAUUACUCGCUCGAAGCAAAACGGUUCUUUCAUCAAAUCAUAUUGAAUAUGACCAUAAUUACAACUUUUCAAAUUAUUGUGUGGCUCAUGAAGAUAAAUCAAGGUGGACUGAUGAAGGAUUGCCCAACGAGGAUCUGUGCAUUGAAAACUUCUACACAAUAGCCAAAGGAAAAAAGUAUUCUUUUAUUGUCGACCCCGAGGGCAUAGCGACUGAUUUUAUCAAAUGCCACUAUGGUGGAGCAUUGACAGUGACCAGCUUUCUUGACAGCGGUUUCAUCAGAAGGCUUAAAAACGCACUCAAAUUCGGAUCCUGCAUUUUGAUAGAAGAUGGUGAUUAUUUCGAUCCCAUAAUCUCAACGCUUAUUUCCCAAGAAUUCAAGACAGUUGGAGGAAGACAGACAAUCAGGAUCGGCGAAGAAAAUGUUGACGUUUCGUCGAGCUUCAAGCUCAUCAUUUCUUCUAAAAGCGGUGCGUGCCCAAUUUCGGGUUUUGUCAGGGCUCGCAUGUCCGUGGUGAACUUUGUCAUUGACAAAUUUUCGUUGCAAGCGCAGUCUCUAGAGCUUGUUUUGGAACAUGAAAAGCCCGAGCUUUGUCGUAAAAGGACAGAGCUAAGAUUACUCAACGGAAAGUAUAAGUUGCGGCUUGAGUCAUUGGAGGAAGAGCUUCUAGAUGCCUUGAACGGCUCAGACAAGGGUCUGUUGGAGAACGACUCUCUUCUAUCAACGCUUGAACAGAUAAAAAUCUCGGCUGCCGAGGUUGAAGCGAAAAUCGAAGAGACAAGAGGGGUACUAGAGAAAGUUGAAAUAGCAGCCAGGAAUUAUGAGGUAAUAAGUCGACAUGCCAUGAGGCUGUUCUCUGUCAUGGAACAACUUCCUUCCUUACAAUGGAGCUACCAGAUAUCGAUAAAAUCGUUUCUUCAUUGUGCGACUACAAUAUUCAGCAUUAUGCCAUCUGCUGAUCACAGCAGACCACAACAAUUGCUGUUAAAUCUCUAUCACAGGAUCUUUGAGUUUUUCUCUCCGAGCUUAACUGAGGAUCACAAAAUUGUGCUGGGUAUACUUCUGUUCACCUGUUACAUUGAGUUGGACCGAAAGCCUUUGCUGCCGGUCGUGUUCAAAGAACUUUUGUCAACGAUUUCGAAUAGCAUCGAAGGUAAGACUCGAGACAUUUUAGAAGAUGGCAAAUUGAACGAGUGUGCAGCAACCACCGCUCUAAGCUACAUCAAAGAUCUUGACCGCACUAUAAGUGAGGGAUGCGUGUUUCCAGAGCUGCUUCGUACCCUUGAAUUUUUCAAAGCUACGACACCCUUGAGUCUAGAGGGCUACAUUGCAGCUGCUUCCAAUGUGCCUGUACUAAUACUUUCCGAAAGAGGUGCGGAUGACACUUAUCGGAUAUCUCAGCUUGCAUCAUCGAGGUCACUGGACUUACUCACUAUUUCUCUCGGAUCUCUCGAGAGCACAGUCAUGGCAGAAGCUGCGCUAUCAGAAUGCAGUCACUCGGGUGGCUGGCUGCUUCUACAAAACUUGCAAAUGUCGCCGACUUGGGUCAACUCGGUUUUGACAAGACGACUAGAUACGAUAUUGGGUGACUCAAACAUGUCUCCGAACUUUCGCAUAUUCAUGACCUGUGACUUGGAAAGUAAUAAUCUACCAUUGCCACUAUUGCGGAACAGCUGGCAUUUGGUCCAGGGCCGGAAAAGAGGCAUUCUGGCAACAGCACAGGACGUCUGGGGCGCCUUGUCUCACGAAAAUUUCACAAUUGAUCAGUCAGCAAAGUUGUAUUGCUGUUUUCUCAUAGCAUGGUUUCAUGCCCUUUUGGUGGAGAACAGUAGUUUGCAUCCAUUAGGAUUCACACAGAAAUACGAUUUUAACGACACUGACUACAGCGCCGGGAUUUUUUAUCUUAACACUUUAUUCGAAUCCAUUGACGAUUCCUCCAACAUACCUUGGGAAAAAUUGAACUUUAAUAUAAGUGCUAUCAUCUAUGGGGGUAAAAUAGACCACGAAAGGGACCUUAAACUGUGUACAGACCUUGGUUCCAGUCUUUUCACCCCAAAUGCGCUCAAUCCUGGAUUUAAAAUUGCUUCAGGAAUAUUAGCACCACCAAAAGUCACACACAAAUGGAUAGACUAUCAAGAGUGGUUUUUGCAAUGUCCAGUUCCCGAGAACUGGUCCGAUUGGCUGGGCUUCAGUCACGACCUCGAGAAGGAGCAACAAAAAAUCCAAGCUCAGAAAAUUGCCCGCUCUGUGCUUCAAGUUCUUGAUAAUUAUUGA
Lachancea meyersii CBS 8951 is the source of this 12303-nucleotide messenger RNA. The record is from the annotation of a GenBank genome assembly. NCBI's taxonomy places the organism in Eukaryota, Fungi, Ascomycota, Saccharomycetes, Saccharomycetales, Saccharomycetaceae.